This is a messenger RNA of Miniopterus natalensis, 4933 nucleotides long. Lineage: Eukaryota; Metazoa; Chordata; Mammalia; Chiroptera; Miniopteridae. The record is from RefSeq and is a predicted model, not a curated record.
CGCUGCCAGCGCCCCGACCCGCCAGCCCCGCGCCGGGGGUCACGACGCUGCCCCCCGAGCGUGGUGGAGACUCGAGGAGUUUGGCCCCGAGUCUCGUGAUUUUAGAGCUGGAAAUCUUUCAAGAUUAUCUCACCACAAACCUCAUUUUAUGGGGGUGAAACUGCAUCCGAGGGAAGUCAAAUGACUUGCCUGAGGUCACUCAUUAAUCUUGAGCAGUUUUCGGGGUGUGGGAUGGAUCGUGCCCGUUUCUACCAGAGCCUAGCCGGUUCCUGCCACGGGGGAUGCCGGACAAACGUACCAGAGGACGGUCCAGACCCGUUUAAGUGCAAUAUCGUAGAUAGGAAUCUUCCGAAAUGAAGUCUUUGUAAUUCAAUUUUUUUUUUUUUUUUGCAUCCAGACUUUGGGCUCCUUGAGGAUAUUCCCCUUCUGCUUUUGGAUAUCCUCUUGCCAUACCCAGCGUAAAAAAAACAUUCUUAAUGAUCAUCCUCUGCUGGACAGCUGUUUGGGGCUGGAAACGUCAGAGGAGCCUGUGGCCAGAGCUCUUGGUGUGUCUGCCAUUUGAAGACAGGUCUCUGAAGUCGUCUGUGCGCCUCGAAAGUGGGGAUUGACAGGUUUCCCGUGAAGCUAGCUCUUGAAGAGUGCUCCUCCAUUUGAGAUAACAGUGGUGUGAGAAGAUUGCAGUUAUAUUACAAUCAUGGUGCAAAAAUACCAGUCCCCAGUGAGGGUGUAUAAACACCCCUUUGAGUUAAUUAUGGCUGCCUACGAAAGGAGGUUUCCUACGUGUCCACUGAUCCCGAUGUUUGUGGACAGUGACACUGUGAAUGAGUUCCGGAGUGAGGACGGGGCAAUUCACGUCAUAGAAAGACGCUGCAAGCUGGACAUAGACGCACCCAGGCUGCUGAAAAAGAUCGCAGGAGUUGACUAUGUUUAUUUCAUCCAGAAGAACUCACUGAAUUCUCGGGAACGUACUUUGCACAUUGAGGCUCAUAACGAGACGUUUGCGAAUCGGGUCAUCAUUAAGGAGCACUGCUGCUACACCGUUCACCCCGAAAAUGAAGAUUGGACUUGUUUUGAACAGUCUGCAAGUUUAGAUAUUAAAUCGUUCUUUGGUUUUGAAAGUACAGUGGAGAAAAUUGCAAUGAAACAAUAUACCAGCAACAUUAAGAAAGGAAAGGAGAUAAUUGAGUACUACCUCCGUCAGCUAGAAGAUGAGGGCAUCACAUCUGUGCCUCGCUGGACCCCUCCCGCCCUCGCGCCCUCAGCAGAGACGGCCGCCUCGUGCAGGAAACGAGCGUCGCUGGCUGUUGUGGUCCCAGAAGCUGCGCAGAAGGAAGGGCUGAGCAGCGAGGCUCUCAGCACCCCGAGCGGGGCCUCUGAGCCUGCCACCGCGGGAACCCCCGACGACAAACUGGACGCAGACUACAUCAAGAGAUACCUGGGUGACCUGACCCCACUGCAGGAGAGCUGCCUGAUCCGGCUUCGCCAGUGGCUCCAGGAAACACACAAGGGCAAAAUCCCCAAAGAUGAGCACAUUCUCCGGUUCUUGCGAGCCCGGGACUUCAACAUCGACAAAGCCAGGGAGAUCAUGUGUCAGUCGUUGACCUGGCGCAAGCAGCACCAGGUGGACUACAUCCUCGAUACCUGGAACCCUCCCCAGGUCCUACAGGACUACUAUGCGGGAGGCUGGCACCAUCACGACAAAGACGGGCGGCCCCUCUAUGUGCUCAGGCUGGGGCAGAUGGACACCAAAGGCCUGGUGAGAGCCCUCGGGGAGGAGGCCCUGCUGAGAUACGUCCUCUCCAUCAAUGAGGAAGGGCUAAGGCGGUGUGAAGAAAACACGAAAGUCUUCGGCCGGCCCAUCAGUUCUUGGACCUGCCUGGUGGACCUGGAGGGACUGAACAUGCGCCACCUGUGGAGACCUGGUGUCAAGGCCCUGCUGCGCAUCAUCGAGGUGGUGGAGGCCAACUACCCCGAGACGCUGGGCCGCCUGCUGAUACUGCGCGCUCCCCGGGUGUUUCCCGUCCUCUGGACACUGGUCAGUCCAUUCAUUGAUGACAACACCAGGAGGAAGUUCCUUAUCUAUGCCGGGAACGACUACCAGGGCCCAGGGGGCCUGCUGGACUACAUAGACAAGGAGGUCAUUCCCGACUUCCUGGGCGGGGAGUGCAUGUGUGAAGUGCCAGAGGGUGGACUGGUGCCCAAGUCCCUGUACCGGACAGCAGAGGAGCUAGAAAACGAAGACCUCAAGCUUUGGACCGAGACCAUCUACCAGUCCGCCAGCGUUUUCAAAGGAGCCCCACAUGAGAUUCUCGUCCAGAUUGUGGAUGCCUCUUCGGUGAUUACGUGGGAUUUUGACGUGUGCAAAGGGGACAUUGUCUUUAACAUCUAUCACUCGAAGAGGUCGCCACAGCCUCCCAAAAAGGAUUCAUUGGGGGCACACAGCAUUACUUCCCCGGGAGGAAACAACGUGCAGCUGAUAGAUAGAGUUUGGCAGCUGGGCCGGGACUACAGCAUGGUGGAGUCGCCUCUGAUCUGCAAGGAAGGAGAGAGUGUGCAGGGCUCCCAUGUGACGCGGUGGCCGGGCUUCUACAUCCUGCAGUGGAAGUUCCACAGCAUGCCGGCGUGCGCUGCCACCAACCUGCCCCGCGUGGACGACGUGCUGGCCUCCCUGCAGGUCUCCUCGCACAAGUGCAAAGUGAUGUACUACACCGAAGUGAUAGGGUCCGAGGAUUUCAGAGGUUCUAUGACCAGCCUGGAGUCCAGCCACAGCGGGUUCUCCCAGCUGAGCGCCGCCACCACCUCCUCCAGCCAGUCCCACUCCAGCUCCAUGAUUUCCAGGUAGUGCCGCGACGCCAUCCUCCUCGGACAGCCCGAGCUCCACCGGCGGCCACAGUGUGCAGACUCCUCUCGCCCCUAGGUAGCAGAUAGCUCUCGAGAUGGUAAAUGUAGCCAUUGAUCCUGAACUCUCUCGGCAGGUAGUUUUAACUCUAACUCAAUAGCCAUAGAUUUUGUAUACAGCGUGCACAAAAUCAAACCAGAGCACAAGGGCUGUCAUGAGGAAAGUAGUUUAUAUACCAGUUAAGAGGCUGACUUUGUCUCAGAUGUUGAUGCAGAAAGUCUCGAGUUACCUUCGCACUGUCCGUGAACCCUACACCGUCCUUCAGAGGUGACCCACCUUCCUGCUGGAGCGGAGCUGCAUCUUGUUCCCACACCGCGGUCCUUACCUCCCUGCUGCCAGUCGGCCUGGUCCGUGACCGUGAAGCUGCUGGCUCCCUAAGAGCAGAUGCUGCUUAACUCGCAAGGACUGAGAGGCAGCCUGUGGGAACCACAGCCCGGCCCCUGGGCCACAUGGAUCCAUGGUUCUCAAGUGGGCGCUGGUGGGUCCGGGCUCCUGUGACAUCAGGAAAACACCGCCAUCGUUAAACACGAUUGCUUCUCUCCAUUCUAAUCUCAUUGGUACUCUCCGAGCAGGACUUCCCUGUGCAUGAGUGAGCUGCGGGCAUCCUUUCUCUCCUGGCGUGUGGCUCUUCCUGCUUGCACAUUAGUUCUGAGCUCGUUGCAGACUUGUCUUGCCCACACUCCUCAGAGCGUCGUAGCAUUCAAGCCCAGGUGGUCCUGCUAGUCUCUAGAAGGGCAUUUGGAAGACGGUCGCAUUUGCCGUUUUGAAACUGUCCAAUGUGCGCUUUUGCUCACCAGCAACCUCACGGUGGGCCCCUUCAGGGUACUGUGUGGCGUGUAGGAGCCCUGCGUCUCUCAAAGGACUUGUGGGAGUACGUGUGGCAGUGUGGGGCCUGCUGGGCUGGGUGCAUAGGACCUUGUCCAUGUAACAGGUUCUUCAUAGAAGCAAAGCAGGUAGGAGCUUGGUUUGUCUCACGCUUUCUUUCUAGGCCCACUCAUGAUGACUAGCCUGUCUUAUAUUUGCCCUCGGUUUUUGGCUUUUUAUGGGAAGAGCAGUUAGUAAAGACAUGCUGUGUGGUGAUGGGUGCGGCACAUGCUGUGCCCUUGAAGCUGGGUGCUGGAGCCCACAGAUGAUGCCAUUGUGUGAGGGGCACACACCUCCGGGGCUACAUGGGUUUCAGUCUGCUCUGGACGUCCGAGGGGCUAGAGAGCUUUGUGGAGGCAUCGGGAGGGUGCAGAAGCAGUGAGCAGCCCUCCCACCUGCUCACACUGCCAGCCGGGGCCGUGGGCUCCUCGUGGUCGCUGGCCCUCCGAACAGCUGUGCAUUUCCUCUGAAGGGGAAGCUCCUGACUGUAGUCAGUGGCACCUAAAGGCUUCUUCCCAGAAUGCAGAGUAGGGUUAGUGCUGCUUCCAGUCGGGGCUUCUUGCUUCCAAGUUAUAAGGACCUGAAGAUGGUCCCUUCUUUCUCCCUCUCUCUCUCUCUCUCUCUUUGUGUCUCAGAUGGCGAUUUUGCUGACAGCUGCCAAGAAAACGCUCCAGGCACCAGUCCACAGCAGCCCAGGGAUGUUUGUAGACCUAUUUGAAUCACAGCCAUUUCCCUCCUCCCCUAUCUGCAGAUCUGUUCUUUUUAAGUUGAUUGGGAAGAGGCAGUGUUUCACCCCCGGAGGGUUGAGUGCAUCUGUAAGCGCCCAGAGCGCAGGCCUGGCACGUGCUUGCAGCUGCUCCCGAGUGACGCCUGCUCUCCUAUGUGGAGCCGUGGGCCUGUGCCUCGGUGACACCACGUCCCGUCCCCUCUCGAUGCCCUAUGUCCUUCUAAGCUGCUGUCCCCCUGCCUUUUCCAGCACUAAUGAUCCUUUGGUUUCCCUCUAUUACUAGUUUCUUAAUUCUCUCUUUUCCCUAAAUGCAUUAUUUACAUAUCAGAUUCUGUAAAUGUUUUGUAAACAUAUUACCUCACUCUUGGUAAUACAAUACUGAUAGUCUUUACAAGAUUUUUUUAUUGUUAUCAAUAAUAAAUGUGAACUGUUUAAAGAAAAAA